Messenger RNA from Ahaetulla prasina, 1346 nucleotides. RefSeq names its product stathmin 3 (gene STMN3). Gene Ontology annotation, biological process: neuron projection development; microtubule depolymerization; regulation of microtubule polymerization or depolymerization. The transcript has 5 exons. NCBI's taxonomy places the organism in Eukaryota, Metazoa, Chordata, Lepidosauria, Squamata, Colubridae. Gene Ontology annotation, cellular component: cytoplasm; neuron projection. Bases 87 to 629 code for a protein of 180 amino acids. Gene Ontology annotation, molecular function: tubulin binding. The record is from RefSeq and is a predicted model, not a curated record.
UCCAGCAGCACAAGGCAACCUGCUCCUUCUCCUCCUCCUCUGCGUUCUGCAGCCGUCCUUCCACCGCCCAUCUCACCAUCCUCACCAUGGCCAGCACCGUUUCAGCUUACAAAGAGAAAAUGAAGGAACUUUCUCUGCUUUCGCUGAUCUGUUCCUGUUUCCACACCCAGCCGCAUCCAAAUACCAUCUACCAAUAUGGAGAUAUGGAGGUCAAGCAAUUGGACAAGCGGGCUUCUGGCCAAAGCUUCGAAGUGAUUUUGAAGUCCCCCUCUGACCUGUCUCCGGAGAGUCCUAUCCUCUCCUCUCCCCCCAAGAAGAGGGAUCUGUCCCUGGAGGAGCUGCAGAAGCGAUUGGAAGCCGCCGAAGAGAGAAGGAAGAACCAGGAAGCCCAAGUCCUGAAGCAGCUGGCAGAGAAGCGCGAACACGAGCGGGAAGUGUUACACAAGGCUCUGGAAGAGAACAACAACUUCAGCCGGCUGGCUGAGGAGAAGCUCAACUACAAGAUGGAGCUCAGCAAGGAGAUCCGCGAAGCUCACCUAGCUGCCUUGAGGGAGCGACUCCGCGAAAAGGAACUGCAUGCAGCCGAAGUACGCCGAAACAAGGAACAACGGGAAGAGAUUUCUGGAUAAAUGGCUUUUCUACACCGCUGGCACCUGCUUCCUAAUAACUAACCCACCAAUCCCAACUUCUUCUUUUUUUAAAAAAAAAAAAUAUUAUUUUUUUUUGCCUAGACAGGGCGACAUCCGUUUUCUCCAUUUUCUUUUCGUUUCUCCUCUCCCCUUUCCCUCUCCCCCCAUCUGCCCCACCCUCCGAUGUACGAGCUCCAUGUCUUUCUCCCUCUCUGUAUCUUUUAACGUGGAGGUUCAUAGAGACCUCCCAGCCGACUAGCCGUUAGUUGAACCUUGAAUAUAAGCAUCCAUCAAAUCAGCUUUUUUUCUUUUUCCUUUGGGCUGUUCGGGGAAACGAAACGCAAACCAUUUAACGCACAAGAACGAAAGGGAACGCUUUGCGAGGUGUUGCGAAAGGCUGCUUCUCUAUGAACCCCCAUCGGUCGGAUUAUUCGCCCCUGCUCCCAAUCCCUCCUUCCCCCCCCCGCCCCCAGCCAAGGAGACUGGUAAAAGAGGGCCCUUCCUCUGCCAAGACCUUUCUCUCACACACCCUAUGCUGAAGGAAGACAUCUUGAGUUAAGUGCACGCUGCAAUCGGGGGGGAAAAAGCAAUUUUCUAUUUGCAGACAUCCGAACCGCUAUAUGUGGUGGUUUCUUCCUUCUAAUUUCUUCCCGGAUGUUUGCCUGGGAGAGGGGUAAUAAUAAUAAUAAUAAUAAUAAAAAAUCUUACAAGGCCCCU